GCGCUUUAUCUUCGGAAUGAUCCAUAUGAGACUUCGGAUGCGGUCUUUGGAGUCAAGGAUUCUCUGGUAGUGGAUAUCGGGAAGGCAGGUCCGGAGUAUGCGAAGAAGUAUGGUGUUUCGGAGGACCAUGCUCUCCUUACCUACGACUUUGUCUUGGUUUCUGAUUCCGAAACCAACGCUUUGCGCGAGCAGAACUCCAAGGUGGCGCUGGAUAAACUGGGCCGCAAGGUGAAGAUAGUGAACGGUUUGCCUGUGCCGGAUCUGGAUUAG
Aspergillus caelatus is the source of this 270-nucleotide messenger RNA. RefSeq lists its product as uncharacterized. Lineage: Eukaryota; Fungi; Ascomycota; Eurotiomycetes; Eurotiales; Aspergillaceae. The transcript has a single exon. The record is from RefSeq and is a predicted model, not a curated record. Gene Ontology annotation, molecular function: iron ion binding; oxidoreductase activity, acting on single donors with incorporation of molecular oxygen, incorporation of two atoms of oxygen. The annotation marks the transcript as partial.